This is a messenger RNA of Plutella xylostella (diamondback moth), 2223 nucleotides long. RefSeq lists its product as uncharacterized. The record is from RefSeq and is a predicted model, not a curated record. NCBI's taxonomy places the organism in Eukaryota, Metazoa, Arthropoda, Insecta, Lepidoptera, Plutellidae.
AUAUACAAAUACAAAAUUUUACAGCUGUGUUGUGGUGUCUAAAAUCUAAAAAUAGUUAGAGAGUGCUAAUAAAUAUAAAUAACGUGUAAAUUCUUGUUGAUUUCAGUUUUAAUUAAACAAAUAACUGUCCGAAAUGAAUAUGGCAGUGCAGCCAUAUUCUUAUAAUGCUGUUAGCUUCGAUGGAAGCCCCAUUGAACAGCUUAUUUUGAGUCUGGGUGACAUCUUCAAUAUCAGGAUAGUGUGGGACCAGCAGAGCGCGCUGCUGACGGGCGCGCUGGUGCUGGCGGGGGGCGUGGUCGGGGGGCUCGCUGGGGGCCGCCUGGGAGCCGCCGUGGGCGCCGGCAUCGGCAGCGUCACCGGGAUUGGAGCUGCUACUGCAUUAGCCCUGCGGGAGGUCUGGACGGACAUCAAGGAGAAAGUAAAGGAGUUAUUCUUCAUAGUGUUCAACUACCUCAGGAGGUUGGACCCCGUCGACUACGUCAAUGCUAUACAGAUAGUAAUGUCUUGCACGGGGACAAGAACGGAACUGGUCCUGACGAUUUUAGACUUUAUUGCUCACAAGUUAGGGAAGGAAGUUCUUUCCAGUUUGACUGCAGCUUAGGGCUGGGUAACUUAUGUGUUUUAGGAUUUGUUUUGUUGUUUGAAGCUCAAAUUUUGUGAUAAAUUUUUGUAGGUUUUUUAUUAUUUGCUUAAAUUCAAUUGUUCAGAAAUUGCACAUGACACAUAAAAUGAUUAUUAGUAAGACAUUAUUAUGUAUGAUUCAAUAAUUACAUCUCCUGAAUGUUAUGCCAUUUUCAUGGGAUUGAUUGAUUAGUAUAGCAACAACACUAUGUUUGUAUUUUUAUAAAUAUUUUAUAUAUAUUGAGUAGUUAACACUGCAAAAAAGCUGUAAGUACUUAAUUUUAAAAGUAUACAAAUACACGCUCACGAGAUUAGUAUAGCUAUAGGAUUACUUAGUAUAUUCAAUAUGCAUCAGUUGGUCUUUCUUUGUUUUAAUUGUUAAUUAUGACCUGAUUGUAUUUCUAGUUAUGUUAGUUUAAAUCUAGAUUCUCAAUUCCUAGAUAUUGUGAUGAAUCUGUACCUCUACUAACAAAUAUGUGAUUUAGUACUUAAGAGUGAUCUGACAAUAUAGUGAAAUUAUUUUGGUACAUUCGAGUAUUUAUGAUCCCACUCCUUAAUUACCUAGCUACUUUUUAUGUAACAUUUUCAUACGUUGCUAAAAUAUUGAAUUUUCACGGAAAUCAAAGUUGAAAAAAGCAAAAGUUCAGAAUCACGGCAGGUUCAACCAGUUCCUGUUUAAAAUAAAAAUAAAAUGUUUAAGGAGAAAAACAAAACGGCUGUACCUAUUUUAACAGCCAAGUAUAGUAAAGUAGGUGUACCUACCUACCCGUUUUUAAUCCAUUAUCGUACAAAUUGAUAAAGAAUAGGUAAGUACAUUAUAACUUAUUAGAUAUCAGCUUGAUAAACCUAUCACUUAUCUUUAGGUUGAGGUAUCAGAACGCCACUUCGACUAAUAACAAGCAGUGUUUACAAUAAUAUUACAUAAAUUAUUUUUCAAAAUGUUCCGUAAAAGUGACCCUUCUGACGCAGAUAUCAUCUUAUGUGAAAAACUAAUAUUGGAUCUAGCGAGAGAAUUCGAUAUAAGAAUAAGAGAUGACAUCAAGACUGGAUCUCAUUUAGUCAUCGAUGGCGAAGAGCCCAAAGAAAAGUCCCUGGACAAAGUUUUAAAAACAACGAAAGGAGUUUUGAAAGAAAUGGUGAUAAUCAUGUACGAUUUUCUACGAAAUAUGGAUUCAGACGACCUUCAUAAGGCAGCAAAUAUACUCAGGGCUAGCCAGGGGACCAAGAAAGAUGUACUUAUCGCCAUUUUGGAAUUUCUGGCUACAAGACUGGGCAAAACUGCGAUAGGAGGUAGACAGGAUCGUAUUGAAGCUAAACCUAAACCAUAGACUAAUAAUUAUUAGUCUAUGCCUAAACGCACUCUAAUUAACGAAAUGACCACUAGAAAAACGAUUUAAAUUUGGCAGCACCGUCGCUCGAUUGUGACCAAUCAGAGAAUUCGAUUAAAAAUGGCUACCGAGUCUACCAAUAGCAAGAGAGCAGAAGGCAACGGUAGGUAGCGCUACAAUCAAAUUUUCUUUCUCUUACACCCUUUGAUGUCCUUAUGUAGAAUGUUUAAUUGAUUUCAGUAUUCACAUACAAAAUAAUAAAAUUUGUUCUGGA